AGCCUCCGCAGCACCUCCAAGCUCUUCAUGGGCUUCAAGAACCUGGGGCUGCGCCGGCCCAAGAAGGGGCAGUUCAAGAACACGUCCCGCUUCUUAUGGGGGCUGCAUAAGCACAGCACCAAGAAGAGGAAGAAAAAGAAGAACAAGGCAGUGCUCAAGUCCACCUCCAACCUGAUGAUGCGCUUCAAGCAAGUGGGCAAGAAGAGGAAGGAGGAGGAGGCGGCCAAGGAGGAGGCCAAGAAGGAGUCACCAUCGAGGCCAUCCUUCGUGCUGAUGCGGCGGGGCGAGCAGGAGCCCGAGCACAACUCGCUGCUCUUCCGCCGGCGCCCGGAAAGGAAAUUCAAGCCCCGGGCUCAGGUGCUGAGCAAGGCGGCCGCUGCCACGGGCUGGCUGGCCAGGAAGGUGCUGUCGCGGCGGGGGCGGCUGGUGGGGGGCGGCCGGGCCACGGACACGGCCUGGCUGUCCCGUAUCGGUGCCAAGAAGCUGCCGUUCCCCGCGGAAGAUGAGAUCCUCAGGCACCGCGCCAACAUGAAGCGGAUCCCUGGCGGCGUCGGGCAGCCCGGCACUCCGCGGCAGGGCAGCAUGGCGAGGCGGCCGAGCCGGCGGCGCUCCCAGCGCUCCGAGCCGCCCGCGCCGCGCUACGGCUGGGCCGAGGAGGAGAGCGGGGCCUUCGGCCGCCGGCGAGGCUACGGCAAGGAGGAUGGAGCCUAUGGCAAGCAGGAUGGAGGCUAUGGCUCCCGCCGGAGUUACGCCAGGAAGGAAGAUGGAGCCUACGGCCCUCACCACGGGUACCCCGAGGAGGAUGGAGCCUACAACCGGUGGGACGGCUACAACAGGGACGAGGAUGGAGCCUACAGCCCGCGGCACAACUACUCCGAGGAGGAGGAUGGCUACAUGCAGAACCCAGCUUACCCAGCAGGGUACGGCUUCGAGGACAUGGGGCCGACCUACCCUGACUACCCUGGCUACGACACAGAGGAGGAGUACGACUACUACGGGGGGUUUUGGGAGGAUGGAGACCAGCCAGGGCACCCCUAUGGCGACUCAGAGCUCGAGGAUGAGGGAACGUUCGGUGCUGGGUCUCCCCACGGCCUCUAUGACCCGUACAGCAGCGACCCGGAGUACGGUGAGGAGGCAGCGGGGCCCUUCGGCUACAGGGGGGACCCCUACGAGGACUUUGGGGAGCCCUUUGCCGGGGGGUACGCUGGGGGCGACUACCCCGAGCAUCGCAUCCAGUACAGCGAGGGGGGGUGGGCGCCGCACGCCCAAUCCUCCUGCAACCCCUACGCGCUGGGCCUGGAGGAGAUCGCGGAGGGCGAGGAGCCCGACGAGUGGGAAGAAGAGGAGGAAGAGGAGAAGGAGUAUCCCUUUUCCUUCCUGAGCGCCUCCUCGCUGCGGGGCAUGCGGCAGACGCUCUCCUCCAAGCUCUCCCUCAACAGGAAAUUCAGGCUCUUCCCCCGACCCCAGGUCAAGCUUUUCGGCAGGGACCGCCUGGACGUGCCCCUCCCUCCGUCCCCGCACCUUCCCGCCGCCCGUGACGAGGACGACUACGACGAGUACGAGCCGCCGCCGCCCCCGUCAUCCCCGGGCCCCGCGGCAUCCCCGGCCCGCCCGGUUUCGGCGGCGCGGGCGUGCGGGAGCCCCCUGGGGCAGUUCCUGCAGCGAUCGCUCUCGAUCCCCGCCAGCCGCUCGCCGCGAGGGGCCGGGGCGUUCCGGGGGUCCCGCACCCCCCAGCUCUCCCACAGGCGCUCCAGCUACAGGCUGCCGGGGAUGGAGAGCGCCGGUCUGGGGGACUCCUCCCCACCCUGGGGGCAGCCGGGGGCCGCGCGGUCCCCGUCGCUCCGGAACCCCUUCGCCAACCCCGGGCGCUCCCCAUCGCCGCCGCCCGUCCGCCCGCGCCCCGGCAGCACGCGGGGCGAGGGGCCGCGGCGCUCGCCCUCCCUCGGCUCCAGCAUCCGCCGCUUCGGCCCCGAGCCCCCCGCCCCGCCCGCCCCCCGCUCCCCGGGCCCGGCGGGGAGGCGCCCGGGCGGGCCCGGGGUCCCGGGGCGGUCUCUGUCAUCGCGGCGGAGCAGCCCCCCCGGGCUGCCGCUCCCGCAGGCCUGGCCCCGGCUCCCCGAGCCCCCCACCAAGGCGGUGAAGCCGCUGCAGAGGAGCCCCUUCCUGGGCCCAUCGUCCCGCCCCGGCAGCCGCCGCCUCGGCCCCUCGUGGGACGAGGAGCUGCCCCCCUGGCGGGGUCCCUCCGGGGUGCCCCCUCCGCCCAGCCCCGCUCCCAGCACCCCCAAAAGCUUCAUCCAGCGCAUCGGGCAGCCCCUGGCGGGGAUGGCCCCCCACUCCCCCCCAGCGAGGCCAUCUGCUGAAGCGGGGGGCCGCAGCCUCUCCAAGGGGCGCUCCGUGGCGCAGUCCCUGGCUUCGCUGCUCGUGAAGAGCAUAUCCCCCAACAAAACCCCCUCAUCCUCUCCACCCAGUCGCCUUCCCUCCACUCGCUCUCCCCCGUUGCCCCGGCGCCCAUCCCGGCGGGACGGCAGCACCCGCCGCUCUCCGAGCCCACCCCCGGGCCGCCGGGGCUGGGCGGACGUCGGGCGCCCCGGGCUCCCCUCCAGCCCCCGCGGCAACCGGAGCCCCUCCCCGCCCCGCCGCGCCGCUUUCCCGCCCCCGCACGGGCGAGCCCCCAGCUCUCCGGCCGUGUCCCGGUACGGCCCCCGGGGCCCGGAGCCCUUGGAGGACGGCGCGGCCGCGGAGGAGGGCGCGGGGCGCUACGCGGUGGUGACGCCGCAGGUGCAGAGGUUGGGCUCCGUGCGGCGCGCGUCCCGCAUGUACAAGCAGCACUGGUCCACGCAGCACGUCGUGCGGGUGCGGGAGAUGCCCGACCCCUGGACGGCCGAGCAGGGCCUGGCCCGGCAGCCCACGCAGCGCGGCCGGCGCUGGGCAGGCCAGUGGGGAGCCGACAUCGCCCGGUACCUGUGCCAGCGCCCGCCGGCGGGCGGCUGGAGGGAGCGGCACCCCUGGGCUGAGGGGUACCUGGGCAGCAAGCAGCCCUGGCGCAGCAAGAUGCAGUCCCUGUGCAGCCUGCCCAUCGUGCGGUACCAGGAGCCAAAGGAGGAGGACGGGCUGGAGGACAUGACCCAGCUGGAGGACCUGCAGGAGGCUGCAGUGCUGAGCAACAUCCGGACACGGUUCGAGCGCCAGCUCAUCUACACCUACAUUGGCAGCAUCCUGGUGUCGGUGAACCCCUACCGGCUCUACAACAUCUACGGCAAGGAGCAGGUGCAGCAGUACGAAGGCAGAGCCCUGGGGGAAAACCCACCGCACCUCUUUGCCAUCGCGAACGUCGCCUACUCCAAAGUGAUGGAUGCCAAACACAACCAGUGUAUCGUCGUCAGUGGGGAGAGCGGCUCAGGGAAGACCGAAGCCACCAAGCUGAUCCUGAGCUACCUGGCAGCUGUCAGCCAGAAACGCAGUGCUGCCCCACAGAUAGAGAUCCUGGAGGCGACCCCUCUGCUGGAAUCCUUCGGCAACGCCAAAACCGUGAGGAAUGACAAUUCCAGCAGGUUUGGGAAAUUUGUGGAAAUCUUCCUGGAGGAUGGUUUGAUCUGCGGUGCCAUAACCUCGCAGUACCUGCUGGAGAAGUCCCGCGUGGUGUUCCAGGCCCAGAGCGAGCGCAACUACCACAUCUUCUACGAGAUGCUGGCAGGGCUGCCGUCCCAGCAGCGGCAGCGCUACUUCCUGCAGGGCGCCGAGACCUACUACUACCUGAACCAGGGUGGGAACUGUGAGAUUCCUGGCAAGGACGACGCUGAGGAUUUCCGCCGGCUGCUCAACACCAUGGAGGUGCUGAACUUCAGCGUGGAUGAGCAGAACAGCAUCUUCCGCAUCCUCUCCUCCGUCCUGCACCUGGGCAACGUCUACUUUGAGAAAUACGAGACUGACUGCCAGGAGGUCGCCAUGGUGGUGAGCGCCACCGAGAUCCGCACGGUGGCUGAGCUGCUGCAGGUGUCCCCCGAGGGGCUGCAGAAAGCCAUCACCUUCAAGGUGACGGAAACGCAGCGGGAGAAGAUCUUUACCCCUCUGACUGUGGAAAGCGCCGUGGAUGCCAGGGAUGCCAUUGCCAAGACCCUCUACUCCCUGCUCUUCAGCUGGCUCACGGACCGCAUCAACAAGCUGGUGUACCCACGGCAGGAGGCCCUCUCCAUCGCCAUCCUGGACAUCUACGGCUUCGAGGACCUCACCUUCAACAGCUUCGAGCAGCUGUGCAUCAACUACGCCAACGAGUACCUGCAGUUCUUCUUCAACAGGAUUGUGUUCCAGGAGGAGCAGGAGGAGUAUAUCCGGGAGCAGAUCGAGUGGAAGGAGAUCCCCUUCAGCGACAACCAGCCCUGCAUUGACCUCAUCUCCCAAAAACCCUACGGCAUCCUGCGGAUCCUGGAUGACCAGAGCUGCUUCCCCCAGGCCACUGACCACACGUUCCUCCAGAAGUGUCACUAUCACCACGGGACAAACCCGCUCUACACAAAGCCCAAGAUGCCACUGCCCGAGUUCACCAUCAAGCACUACGCAGGGAAGGUGACCUACCAGGUUCACAAGUUUUUGGAUAAAAACUAUGACCAGGUUCGUCAGGAUGUGCUGGACCUGUUCCUCAGCAGCAGGACCAAGGUGGUGGCCAACCUGUUCUUCGGGCACGCCCAGGUGCUGGCGCGGCAGAGGAGCCUCAUGAGGAGGAGCAGCACCAGGACACGGCGCUACAAGGCUCCCACCGUGGCCGCGCGGUUCCAGCAGUCGCUCCUGGAGCUGGUGGAGAGGAUGGAGCGGUGCAACCCGUUCUUUGUGCGCUGCAUCAAACCCAACAACAAGAAGGAGCCGGGGCUCUUCGAGCCUGACGUGGUCAGGACCCAGCUGCGGUACUCGGGGAUCCUGGAGACCAUCCGCAUCCGCAAGGAGGGCUACCCCGUCCGCAUCCCCUUCAUCGUCUUCAUCGACAGGUACCGCUGCCUCGUUGAUAUGUGGUCCAAUGUCAUUCCCAACGGGCCCAACUGCGUGGAGAUGCUGAGGAGCCUGUGCCCCGUUAACCCCAGCAUGUACUACGUCGGUGUCACCAAGCUCUUCCUGAAGGAGCAGCUGUACCAGGCUCUGGAGAGCAAGCGGUGCCGUGCCCAUCACCUGGCCGCGCUCACGCUCCAGCGCUACGCCCGCACCUUCUUCAUCAAGCGGCGCUUCCGCUCCCUGCGCCGCAAGAUCGUGCUCCUGCAGAGCCGCGCGCGGGGAUACCUGGCCAGGCAGCGGUACCGGCGCAUGCGGCACACGCUCAUCAAGUUCAGGUCGCUGGUGCACAUCUACGUGAACCGCCGGAGGUACCUCAAGAGGAAGGAGGAUGCUCGCAGGCGGGCCGAGGAGGAGAGGCAGAGGAGGAAGCAGGAGCUGACGCGGAGGGAGGUGGUGGAUGUCACGCACCUGGAGAUCCCGGCCGAGCUGAUGGGGCUGCUGGAGGCCGCUGCAGCCGCCCGGGAGGUGAACGCCGGCUGCGUGGUGCUGGUGCCGCCGCCGGCGCUGCAGCCCGACCCCCAGCUCACCCUCCCGCUCGACAUCAACGAUUACCCCAUGGCCAAGUACGUGCGGGGCCACUUCCAGGAACCUGCCUUUGGGAUGCUGACGGCCCCACUGAAAGCCCCCCUCACCCGGCUGGAUGAGGAGCUGUGCCACGAGGCUCUCAGCCUCUUCCAGCUGAUCCUGCGGUUCAUGGGGGACCCGGGGCUGGGCGGCUCUCAGGAGACCCUUUUUGGCAACUACAUCGUGCAGAAGGGGCUGUCGGUGCCAGGGCUGCGGGACGAGCUCCUGGCACAAGCUGCCAACCAGGUGUGGAGGAACACCAACGUCAACAACGAGGAGAGGGGCUGGCUGCUGCUGGCCACCUGCCUGAGCGCCUUCCCCCCGUCCGCCGCCUUCGACAAGUACCUGCUCAAGUUCGUGUCUGACUACGCCUUCGCCGGCUACAAGCCGGUGUGCCAGCGCAAGCUGAUGCAGGCCAUGGCGCGCUCGCAGCUGGGCGCCGCCGCCGCCCGCACCUUCCCCCCGUCGCUGCUGGAGUGGACGGCGAACCGGCGCCAGGCCAGCAUGGCCCUGGACCUGCACUGCUUCAACGGUGAUCAAUUCUCCUGUCCCAUCCACUCCUGGAGCACAGGAGAGGACCUGGCAGGGGAUGUCCUGAAGCUCAGAGGGCUGGCAGAGGGCUGGCGUGGCUGGUCCGUGGCUAUGAAGGCGGGUGCCCAGUGGGCUGAGCUGGCUGGACACGAUUAUGUCCUGGACCUUGUCUCCGACCUGGAGCUGCUGCGGGGCUUCCCCAGACAGAAAUCCUGUUUCCUCAUCGCGUGGGACGGCAGCGACAGCCACAGCAGGGACAGCCGGCCCGUGCUGGGACACGGAUUUGAUUUGGAUGAAGUGCCUCCUCCCCCAGCUGUGAAAGCCCCCACACUGCCCUCCAUGGAGGCGUAUCACCCCCAUGAUGGGGAAUUUGGGGAGCCACGCAGCCAGAAGGGUCUGGACCGGUACCUGGACAGUCUCUUUGACCCCGUGCUCUCCUACGGCAAUGGGGAGCUGGAGAAGCCGUCCAUCCUCUCGCAGAGGCUGAAGGGAGGAGGUGGCGUGGGAGGGGGGCACAGUGGCACUGAUGGCACCCGGAGUGAGCCUCCCGUGCCUGCGGAGACGCGUCAGCCGAGGGGCACGGAGCCAGAGCCGUCCCCACAGCGCCGGGCAGACGCCAACCAGCCACCUGCAGCCUCGGGCAGAGCGACAGAGGGGACGCCAGCCCAUGUCCCCCAGCCCCGGCCCUACUCCCAGAAAGCCGCCGCCGUGGGCCGGCGGUGGCCGGGAGAGCCCGUGCGCCACUCCCGCCUCAACUCGGAGCACUUCCCGCGGCCCACGCACGACAUCCGCAACAUCAUCCGGCAGUGCCAGCCCGCCCCGCGCGGCUCCCAGCCCCACAGCAAGCUCUUUGGGAAGAAGCUGGACCCCCACGAGGAAGCCAUGCAGAUCCUGAAGGAGCAGCUCUCAGCAGCCCGGGUGCCAUCACCGCCAGGGCCCAAGGAGGUGGUGGCUGCAGUGAAGCCGGUGCCAAGUGCCAGGUACCAGCUGCGAGCACCCGCAGGACGUCCUGCAGCCCCACAGCCCCCAGUCUUUGUGUCCCGGGAACUCCCAUCCGAGGCACAGCAGGUCCAGACCCAGCUGCACCGCAGCUGCAGCGAGGACUUCUACACCUACCACAACGUGCCCUGGAAAAUAUUCAUCAGGAAGGAGGUUUUCUACCCCAAGGACAACAUUAACCACCCACUGCUGCUGGACCUCAUCUUCCGGCAGAUCUUCAAUGAUGUGCUGUCUGACAGCUGCAUCCGGAUCAGCCACGAGGAGCGGCUCCGCCUGAAAUCCCUCUUUGCGGAGAACAAGCUGGACUCCUUCAGCCCCGUGGCCACCGAGAGCGUCAAGAGGGAGAUCAUUGCUGCGGCCCGGGAUGGCUGCGAGGUGUACUUCUCCCGCCUCUUCCCUGCCACGGGCAGCGUGGGGACGGGUGUGCAGAUCCUGGCCGUGUCCCACGCUGGCAUCAAGCUGCUGCGGGUGGUGAAGGGCACCAACGUGCCCGGGGAGCAGCUGCGGGUGCUGAGGGCCUACAGCUACCCCGACGUGCUCUUCGUGACCACCCCAUCCAGGAACAUGCUGGAGUUCAACCUGCGCGGAGACAAGCUCAUCCUCUUCUCCCCCAAAGCCCCCCAGGUCAAGGUCAUGGUGGACCACUUCAUCACAGAGCUCAGGAAGGACUCCCAGUAUGUGGUGGCCGUGAGGAACUACAGCCCAGAGGACAGGCGCCAGCUCAGCUUCCACAAAGGGGACAUCAUCCACCUGCAGUCACUGGAGCACCCUGAGAGAGAUCAAUACUAUGGCUGCGUGGUCCGCAAGAAGGUGAUGUACCUGGAGGAGCUGAAGACUGGCACCCAGGAUUUUGGGUGGAAGUUUGGGGCCAUCCACGGCAGGUCAGGGCUCUUCCCUGCCGAGUACGUGCAGCCCGUGGCAGCGCCCGACUUCGUGCACCUGCCUGCGGAGAGGAAGGAGGAGCCCAGGGACAAGCAGGGCAAGGUGGCAGCGUCAGCGGCCGUGGCCGUGGCCGUGGCCUCCACUGCUGCUGCCCAGGAGCUGGACCGCAAAUCCGAGGUGUCCCCAUCCAGUGCCACCUUUGUGGAGGGCCCGGAGGGAGAUGGUGACGAGCAGCUCAGGGAUGUCACCAGUGCCUGUCCCAUGCUGGCCUUUGCCCAGCGGCAUUUCCGUGCAGCACGGCGUGGGACCAUGGACUCCCGUGGGAUGAAGUUGCCAAGUGUGCUGGAGAUGCUGACGUUCACCAAGGUAUGGGGAGGUGGAGUUCUGGGGUGGCCUUGUCCUGCUGUCACCCUUGAGGUCCCAGCAGGGUCCAGAGCUGGUCCUGUCCCCCUGCUCCAGAUCCCCAUUCAGGAGUCACUCAUUGAAUUUGUGGAUGGUGGCCUCAACAAACUGGCUGCUGAGGCUUUCCAAGCUGUGAUGAAGUUCAUGGGCGACCAUCCCCUGCGGGGGCAGACAGAGCUGGACAUCGUCUGCACCAUGCUCAAGCUGUGUGCAGCGCACGAGGUCCUGCGGGAUGAGGUGUACUGCCAGAUCAUCAAGCAGAUCACCAACAACACCAGCUCCAAGCCGGACAGCUGCCAGAGGGGCUGGAGGCUGCUCUACAUCCUCGCUGCCUACCACAAGUGCUCUGAGGUGCUCCGGCCCUUCCUCCUGGCCUUCCUGCAGGAUGCCAGCAGGCACCCGGAGCUGCCUUUCCACGGCAUCGCCAAAGCCUGCGAGCAGAACCUGAGGAAAACCCUGCAGUUCGGUGGCCGCAGCCUCUUCCCCAGCAGCAUGGAGCUCAAGGCCAUGGUGGCUGGACGCAGCGCCAAGCGCCAGCUCUUUCUCCUGCCCGGUGGCAUCGAGAGGCACCUCAAGAUCAAGACGUGCUCGGUGGCUCUGGAUGUGAUUGAGGAGCUGUGCUGUGAGAUGGGGCUGCAGAACCCAGAGGCUCUGGAGGAAUACAUCCUCUUUGUGGUGACCGACAGAGGGCAGAGCGUGCGGCCCCUGACCCGCCGGGAAUACAUCCUGGACGUGGCUGCAGAGACCGAGCUCCGGGACAGCAGCUACAGCUUCUGGUGCCGCCGCGUGGUCUGGGGCCAGCCCCUCAAGUUCGACAACGAGCUCUACGUCACCGUCCACUACAACCAGGUGCUGCCUGACUACCUCAAGGGGCUGUUCACCGUCCUGCCGCCGGCGAGGCCGGGAGAGCAGCACUUCCCGCACGUGGCCAAGCUGGCCGCCCUCCAGCACCGAGCCAAGGACCGCCACCUCCUCCCCACGGCGAGGGAGAUGCAGGACUACGUCCCCCCGCAGCUCUUCCGCCUGCUGAAGCCGCAGUCCUGGCUGCAGAUGGUGACCCAGCACGUGCAGCAAGCCCAGGCACUCAGCGCCCACCAGGCCAGGGCACAGUUCCUGGGGCUGCUGAGCGCCUACCCCAUGUUUGGCUCGUCCUUCUUCUACAUCCAGAGCUGCAGCAACAACGCCAUCGUUUCGCCCUGUAUCCUGGCCGUCAACCAGAACGGCCUCAACUUCCUCAGCAAGGAGACCCACGAACUCAUGGCCAAGUUCUCGCUGAAUGAGAUCCAGUCCACACGGACACAGCGCCCGACGGCCGGAUCCAGCUCUCCUUACGUGGAGAUCACUCUGGGAGACCUCCUGGCCCAGGGCAUCACCCAGCUGCAGCUGGAGCAGGGCCUGGAGCUGUGCCGCGUGGUGGCCGCGCACAUGGAGCGGCUGCUGGGUGCCCGGGAGAAGAGGCAGACGCUGCCGCCCAGCGAGAUCACCCUGCUCUGA
Messenger RNA from Melospiza georgiana, 9909 nucleotides. It is a transcript of the gene MYO15A, whose product is annotated as myosin XVA. Lineage: Eukaryota; Metazoa; Chordata; Aves; Passeriformes; Passerellidae. The record is from RefSeq and is a predicted model, not a curated record. Gene Ontology annotation, molecular function: ATP binding; protein binding; cytoskeletal motor activity. Gene Ontology annotation, cellular component: cytoskeleton; myosin complex.